UAUUAACUUCAUAGAAGUACGUUUAAGCUCCCCUUUCUCGUACAUGGUCCGCUCCUCUCCUGUUCGAAGCUCCAAGCGGGAGCAAGUUGCUGUUGUAUUGCCGGUUGUUGUUGUUGUUGUUGAUGUUUCUUAGAGAAAGAAAACCUCAAUAGGUAGUCUGCAGGAUGGACAUGACUACGUGUCUGAAGUCUCUGUUGCUGGCUAUCCAGCAGUACACAGGCAGCAGAACAGCACAAACCGCGGCGCAGCUACAGAAACAAGUGGAGGAGGUUUCAGGCCUUAAAUGGGACCAGCUGCUGUCCUCGGGUCAGGUUCUGCCCAGUGAGUGUGUGAGUGAGCUGGUGGAGCUGGUUGGAAACCUGCACACUAGUCCUGCCCUGAGGAGCUCCAUCAUCUCCCUGCUGACACAACUUGCCUGUGAUGACGAAAGUCGAGAGAUGCUCCACAGCAGCUACAACCUCACCAGCACCCUGGCGUCUGUCAUCCACCGGCACAGCGCCACACCAGGCGAGCCUCUAGUACUGCAGUGUCUCCAGGUGCUGCAGAAAGUGACUUACAACACUCGCGUCUUCCAUUCUACAAACUACAUUCAUGAGCUCAUCACUUUUCUCAUGACCAACAUUCAAUCUCACAAUGAGGACAUCAUCAUGCCGUGCCUCGGCCUUAUGGCCAAUCUCUGUCGUGACAACCACUCAGUGCAGAGUCACAUCAAGUCUCUGGAUAACGUGAAGCCAUUCUACCGUACACUGAUCAACUUUCUGGCUCACAACAGUCUCACUGUGGUGGUCUUCGCGUUGUCUAUACUGGCCAGCCUCACUCUGAAUGAGAAGGUUGGAGAGAAGCUCUUUGACGCAAGGAACAUCUACCAGACUUUCCAGCUUGUAUUCAACAUCAUUGUGAACGGCGAUGGUACUCCGACACGAAAUUACUCGGUUGACCUUUUGGUUGACCUCUUGAAGAGCCCUAAGAUAGCAGAUUGCCUCACUAGGUAUCAGCACUUCUCAGCAUGCGUGUCACGAGUUUUAGGACUGUUGCAAUCAACAGACCCAGACCCUGCAGCCAAGGUGUUGGAGCUCCUCCUGGCUAUGUGCAGCGUCUCAGGUCUACGCUCCUUGUUGUGCGAGGUGGUUUUCAGACCAGUGGGACCCAAACUCAAAGCUAAAGGACACGAGCAGGGGGCGGGACUGGACGGCGGACGCAAGGUGGAGUCUGGGCUGGCUCUGGUGCAGUGGCUGAGCUCGCCUGUGGAAGGCGCUGAAUCCUGCUCGUUGCAGGCUUUGCAGCUGCUGAAUGAGCUGCUGGAGGAGGCGCUGGGAGCCGACAGUGUGUCUGAUUGCGUGCUGAGCUUUGUGGAAAUGUUACUCCCGGUCCUGUUAGGGCUGCUAAAGGGCCUUGAUCCUGCACAGGGAGACGCUCACCUAAGAAAACACUGCCAACGCAUCACGCACGUCACCGGUCUGCUGCUAAUCCUGUGCGCCGAGGACUCCACCAGAUCCAUGUUGUCCCGUCAGGUGAACGCUCAGCUCUGCCUCUCUCAGGUUGAAUCCCUCUUCUCCUGUUGUCAUAGCAACAACCCUCUCACCUGCCUGCCUCCCGGCUCAGAUAACGACCUCAGUCAGGUGUGUGCAGAAGCUCUGCUGAGGACUCUGGAGUUAAUGAGCAAACUGAGACAGCAGGUGAAGGACAUGGAGACCAGCUUCUACAGGAUGUUACAGGACCAGAGAAUAGUGACUCCCCUCUCUCUGGCUCUGACGUCCCAUCGCAGAGAACGUGUGCAGACUGGACUCUCGCUGUUGUUUGAAGCCACGCACCUCCCAGACUUCCCAUCACUGGUUCUGGGAGAAAGUAUCGCCGCUAACAACGCCUACCGCCAGAGAGAGGCCGAGCUGUCUGUCAAGCGUGUCGCAGUGCAGGAAGUCCCGCCUCCCAGGACGAACAGCAGCGUACCGGACUCUUCCGGUGCGUCCAGCAGGAGCGUCCACGGUCUGGUAGAGAAGAUACAGAACGGUUUGGAGCUGCAGGAACAAGUGAAGGAUUUACAUGUCUCUGAGAUCAUCGACGUUUAUGAACAGAAACUCUUGGCAUUUGCGUCUAAAGAGAGUCGUCUGCAGGACUCGUUGGAGGUGAAGGCUCUCGCUCUCUCUCAGGCCGACCGUCUCAUCGCUCAGUAUCACCUCCAACAAGCUCAGGCCGAAGCCGAGGCUCGUAAGCUGGGUUGUCUGCUGAAGGAGGCGGAGCGUCGGUGCGAGGAUCUGCAGGGCGAGCUGGGCAGCCAGGUGCUGGAAGAGGAGCGCUCCAAGGCCGACAUGGAGGAGCUGCUGCGGCACAACGCCAGGCUGCAGCAGGACUCCGAGAAGCACCAGGUCCUCAAAGGAGCCUACAACGCACUGCUCAGCAGGUUCAACGAGAGCGAGCGGCUGCUGAAAGAGCUGCAGUCGGCUCACAUCUCCCUCACCAAACAGAGCGACACUCUGAGGAGGAACCACGAAGCACUGCAGCUGCAACAAGACAAGAUGGUGUCAGUGUUGGAGGAGAAGGAGGAGGAGAUCAGAUCCCUCCAUUCAGAUCUGCAGCAGAAAAACAGCGACAUUGCAGGUCUGCGUGGUGAAUUGCGAGCGGAGGAAGAGAAGGGAAAAGAAAAAGAUCAAGAGAAAAGAGACCUGGAGGAGACGGUGGAUGUUUUGAGGAAGGAGCUCGACAAGAUGGAGCAGGCGAGGAAAGAAGCCAGCAGCAAGGUGUCGUCUCUGGAGCUGCAGAAGAGUCAGCUGGAGGCGAAGCUGAACAAACACUCGGAGAUGAUCGCCAUGAUCCACAGCCUGAGCAGCGGCAAGAUGAAGAAUGACGUCAACCUGUCGCUCUGAGGAACAGAAAACCAUGCAGAUGAGUGACGGAGGAAACAAUUAGAGUUUUUAAAAUUAGUUCAAUAAACUAUGAUCCUGAUUUUCUUAAUGAAGUUUACUAAACUGAAAUCUUUGUACGUGUCUUUGUACGUGUCACGUCUGUGUUAUCUAUCUUUGUCUUUUAUUGUUUGGUAAAUAAAGAUGAAUCUGUGUUUGUACUGUGUCCAGAUGAAAUAA
Messenger RNA from Thunnus maccoyii (southern bluefin tuna), 3077 nucleotides. It is a transcript of the gene cip2a, whose product is annotated as cellular inhibitor of PP2A. Bases 165 to 2861 code for a protein of 898 amino acids. NCBI's taxonomy places the organism in Eukaryota, Metazoa, Chordata, Actinopteri, Scombriformes, Scombridae. The transcript is spliced from 22 exons. The record is from RefSeq and is a predicted model, not a curated record.